CACAACCGAUCUUUUGGAAAGACAAGGCGCAGAGUUGAGUUUGGGUACCGGUGGUGGAUGGCGGUUAUUGUACAUUGAUAUGUUUCCUAGUAAUCUUCGUAAUGUUUGCAUUCAAGUGACAUUAGUUGAAAUUGUAGCCAUCAGUUUUUAAGUUAUCUUGUGCCAUCAUGGAGCGGUCCUCUCAACCAGUUCGAAGAAGCAAGGGACCCCGAGUUCUUGCCAACACAGUAAAGAAACCAGACAAGAGUUUGAACUCUUCCUCAAACAGAAGCUUUGCGAAAAAGUCCUCUAGUCAUUAUAUUCAAGAUCUUCGGAAUAAUAAUGCAAAGUUAGCACAUUCGCUUGCAGUUGAAAAAGCAAAAUACAGUGCCCUUGCUAGAAAAUUUGUAGAAAAUGAAAAGGUUCAUGUUCAUCAACAGGCUGAAUUUAGAACCCUUUCCAGAGGUAUUAAAUCUGGAGUCAAAUUUUUGAAUAAUUCAGUUGAAUCAAUGUACGAAGGAAUUCAGAUUCUUUCUGAAGUGAAUGACAAAAUUAACAGGUUAUGGCCUGAAACUGGUGAAACAGUUGCACCUCAAACGUCAGUGGCAGAUGUAAAUCCUCUGUGUACUUCAAGCAGUACAACAGCACCCACAGUUGGUGACAAUCGGUCAGUUGCAUCACAAACUGUUCCCCCUCCAAAGACAAAUGUGUCAUCACCAAGGCAUGGUACUGUUAUGCCAAUGGUGAAGGGUCAAGUCAUAUCCAAGCCAACUAUUUCUCUGCGAAGAGUUAAUGUGCCCCUUGGAUUAUCAAAUAGAAACAGGGUCCAGCUGCCACCCACUAGAGGCACCUUUGUUGAUAACAUUGUUGAGCCAAAUCGAUUGAGUAUUGUUUCUGAGGAGGUAAAUGAAUCAAGGGAAGAGCCUGCAAACAGCAACCAGAUGCCCUCGCCCUCCAAUCAAAAUUCUUCACAUGUCUCUGGGCCUUGCUCUACUAAUGCCUUACCUGCGUCACAUGUUCUAUUGGAACGUAUUGAAACUGACUUUGUGCUUCCAUCAAGUAGUGCUUCUACGGAGAUUUUAGUCGAUGAUGAUGAUAAUACAGGCGUUAUCUUUGGAAGGUUGGGAUACUCUGCUGCACAUGAUGAUACCUUACCUCUAUCCCAUCUCAAGAAGGCUUGUUCAAAGAGUCCACCUACAGGAAAACAGAACACAACGCCUCCUCUUGACACAUCUAAAAGCAGUACUGAUUCUAAUGAGUAUGAAACUGAAUCAAGUUCUGAGGAUGAAGGGCUUGCAUUGCAGAUUGUUGAGUCCAAGAAGUCAUUCAUAGAGCGAAAACGACAAUUAGAUUCCAAAGAAGGUACUUCUUGGAAUUAUGAUGAUGCUGGAAAAUAUCAUGGACGGCCACCAAAAAGAAAGAAGUCUGCAAAAUAUUCAGGAAGUAGUGGAACUUCAUCAUCCUGGCCACAGCCCAAAGGUAAUGAGCACCAUGAAGAUAAUGUACCUACUUUAAGAGAUCGAAGAGCUAAGACUUCUUUAGAGAAAGUUAUAAGUCCUAAGUUACAAAAGAAAGAAAAUGUGUGUAAGAGUCAGUUGACUGUCUCGGAAAAUGGAGAGCUCUUGCAAUCUUCCGAGAAUGAUGUGAUGGACACAACAAAUUGUGAAGAAAUGUCUAUGUCUUUUACAUGUGUCACUGUAACAAGAUUACCUAUUGUCUUGUCUACUAAUCAAGCUGAGACCAGUCCAGAAAGUGCUCAACAAUCACCCAAAUUAUCGGAGCAGCAACAACACUCUGAAAGGAAAGUGUUUGUUACCCAAAGAUCUCACAGCAGAAGACCUCGUCCAGAGAGUCCUGACUCUCCAAAUGUUUGGCGUUCUAGUCUCUCUCCAUUAUCAAGUAGAAGAGCACAUUCUGAUUUGGAAAAUAAUGAAAACUCACCUCCAAGUCCUGUUGUAGCUGUAAGAGGACACUUGAGUUCAGGAUCAAGCAUUCCUGAAGGUCUCUCUCAGUUGCCAAAUGUUGUUUUAGAACGCCUUCCAAGCAAUGUUAUAUCUGGUAAUACUUAUCUACCAGACUGUUUAGACUCAUCAAUUCAUCGUUCUUUUAAGUCAUCUGAUACACAUGCAUCUCACAGUAUAAAUCGGUUCAAGUGUCAAUUAGCCAACUCUGCGACCAGUGCCAAAGUAUGUGACGACAAACAACUAAAUGAAGGCUCAGGAAAUAUGGAAAAAAAAUCUCAAAUGAUAAAAGUGUCUAAGUCAAAAGAAAUGAGAGAGGAUAGAAAAUCUCCUGGGAGUCCAAAAGUGCCACGUGUUGAACUGCACAACGGUUUUACAGACUCAGAGGCAAGUCUAAUGGGUGAGUCUAAGAGGUCCCCACCAUCAGAAGAAGAAAGCAGCCUUUCACAGAACAUGAAAAGAAUGGUGGAACAAUCAUCAAAUGCAACAAAGGCAAAGAAGAGAUGUGCUAAGUCUCAAAAAAGUUUGGAAGGGGCGAGUUCAAGUUCAAACCCAUCGUCCUCCUCUGACCCAAUCUUCCCUCAUGAAAGAGGUCCUGAAGAGGGAAACCAACCAGAAAUGGAGGUCCAAUCAUCAAAUGCAUCAAAGCCAAAAAACAGAAGUGCAAAACCUCAAAAGACCUCAGAAGGAUCACAUGCUAGUGCAAAUUCAUCGUCUGCCACUAGUGAUGGCUCAGAACAUGGUUGUGUUGAGCGGCCAAAAAGACAUGCUGCCCCUACAAAUUUAAAGGAGCCUAAGUGCAACAGAAAAAUGAGGAGGACUUAAGGUUCUUCUGAGGAGUCGAUUUACUUCAAAAUCAGGGGAAACCAAGGUAUUGUCGUCUCUUGUGAUACCUCAAUUGUUGAUUUUUUAUGCAUCUUAUGAUCCAAUUGUUAAAUGCACAUUUUAAAACAAGCCUCUUUUGCUUUGUUAUUGUUGAAAAUAUGAAAAUUUCAUUUUGUUCUUGAAAGUUAAAAAAGUUAGUCGCUUAAGCUAUGUCAAAUGUAUUAUUGUUUUCUCUUUUGUUUUUCUUGUAUUCAAUUUUCAUUUAAUAAUGAGGGAACCCUUUUUGAAGUUUCGGAUUCCCUAAUGUAUCUUUGGGUGAAUUUGUUGCUAGGUGCAAUAUUGUUUGUCAAUUUUCUGAAACUAGAAUCACUCCCUUUAAGAUAAAUUUAUUCUCUGCACUGUUGAAGUUCUGAAAUCUGGAAUCUGUGGAAAACAAAACCGGGUAGAUCUUUUAGGGCAGAUUUUUAUUUGGUCAAAUUUAGCUUUCUGAUUUGUAAAGUCUCAGUUGCUCUUGAAGUUCAUCCAUGGAUCUAAUUUGGAAUUUAUCCUCUUUUUCUUUCAAUAGUUUAUAAAUAGCUGCUAGCUGCGAGGCUUGCAUCCUGAAAAUUUAUGAAAGAAACAUCAAUGAAUUAGAAUAUGUCGUUACGUUAUGUCAGUAUCAAACCUUAAUGGCCAAAUUUAACUUACUCUCUCUCAUUUAUUAACUGUUGUUCCGACAAGCCUGCUGUCAACUGUUUCUCAAUUUCUGCUUGUCUAAUGGUCUUAAUAUGCUUCAUCAUACUAGUAUCACUAACUUUGUCUGAUGUUAAUUGGGUGGGUGCAUCUUGUAUGUUAGUUGGUACUUUUCUUCUUUGGGACAUAUUAUUUUCUGAUGAUCCUAUUGAUGCUCUAUAGAACUCUUGUGUUCUCAUUGAAGACUUAAGUCUUCCUUCAUUGUCCUGUAAAAUGUACAUUGAGACGUUUAGAUAGUCAAUGUAUUUAAUAUCAUGUGAAUAGUAUGAUCAAUACCAAUUUUUAUUAAAUAUUAAUUUUAUUGCA
Messenger RNA from Thrips palmi, 3803 nucleotides. RefSeq names its product rho GTPase-activating protein gacU-like. The coding region runs from base 168 to 2765 and encodes 865 amino acids. Lineage: Eukaryota; Metazoa; Arthropoda; Insecta; Thysanoptera; Thripidae. The record is from RefSeq and is a predicted model, not a curated record. The transcript is spliced from 15 exons.